CGACCGCCUCGACUGAACUCUACACUAUAUGUCGCAAGUCGCACACGCGUUAUCUACUCUCGGAAUUCGGCAGACUCUUUCGCUUCAAAAAUAUUUCACGAUGCGCCUUCCAUCGGACAAAGCGACUACAGGCCCGAACAAGUGCAGUCACUUGACGCGGAACAGAAGACGCGUCAAAUGUCGGCAUGAAAGAGGCAAAUUGACUACCCGAAUGGAUUAGAUUCAGUCAUUAGGCCGAGUGGGUCUGUCCCAGCUUGAUUUCGACACAGGGUCAGUCGUGCUCCUACCAUCGCGACCAUACACCUCUCUUUCUCCCCGUGCUUUGCCUCCAUUCCCAUUCGCUAUCGACGCGAAGCUUAUACUCUGCUGAACGAUGACCUUUGCCGAGCUGCGUGCUUUGCACGAGAUAGUUGGCAACGCGCUCGACGAGAUAGAACGCGUCUACGUGCUUGCUGGGCGGGAGUUGGCACAGGGAAAGUCGGUCACACAGGUUCUCGCGCAGCGUCUUGCCCCAGACGAUCAGGAUGAUCAUGAACAAGAAGAUACCUCUGGUCGCGUUCCAGAGGGGCCGUUACCAUUGAACGGGCAUAGAAAGACAGCAUCGCGUGUUUAUGCUAGUCCACCGCCGUCUCCGGGCCCGGGCCGUCCUAUACGCACACCAGCACCGAGUCUGAACACCUCACCGGCGUCCACUCCCGACUCCUACCCUAACUUUCCCUCCCUCCACAAGCCCUAUACACCCACCUCGCCAUCCGAGCAACUCACCGCACAUCCCCUGGUCGCAGCUGCGUGUUCGCGCAUUGUAUCAGCAUCCUCUCAACUUGCUGCCUCUGUUCAACACCCGUUUCUAUCGCUGUGCGACGCCAGCAUGGGCUACAACCUCCCCAGCUGUUUGCGGGUCUUCGAAGGCGCCCAUGUUGCCGAGAUUUUGAGGGACAAGGAGGAGGGGGUCAAAGUUGAGGAGAUCGAGAGCGCAGUCGGUGCCACAGACGGAAGGAUGGCGCAUAUACUGAGGCUCCUAGCCACCCAUCACAUUGUCCGCGAAACAGCACCGAAUGUCUUCGCUACUAACCGCAUCAGUUCGCUCAUCGAUACCGGGAAGGACCUCAAGGAUCUAUUGUCGCAUCCGGAACGCAAGUACGAUGGCGAUGGAGAAACCAGCGGGAUUGCAGCCUUUGUUGGGAUGUGCACCGAUGAGCUGCACAAGUCCAGCGCGUAUCUCAUGGAAGCAGUCCUCCCUGGCGCUCAGCGGGUGCUCCCCGCUCUCUCCGCAUGCCGACCAACCCCCAGUGGCACGGAAGGCACAGGCGUCGGUGCCGGGCUCAAUAUCGCUGGCGAGAGCCCGACACGGGCACCGUUUAAUCUGGCCUUUGGGUGUGAGGGCAUCGGGUACUUUGGAUGGCUGGAAGGAGAGGGAUUGGCCGGUCGUCCUAACCCUAGUGCCAGUCCACCACCACCACCCCCUGUGCCGAUUGCCCCUCUGCAGCACGCGAGAAUGAGACUAAAGAGUCUUUCCGGUCACUCCCGAAAGAGCAGCGUCGACGUUAAAGCUCUUGCGCAGGCCCAGACAACACCAGCGCCAUCAGAGCCCCGUCCGAAUCCAAACAGUUUCCGUCUGGAGCGCUUUGGCAAAGCGAUGGCCGGGACGGCGAGCUGGGAAUCCCCUGGCUCGGUGUUCCAGGGCUUUGACUGGGGUUCGCUGCCCCGAGGCAGCGUCGUCGUCGAUGUUGGUGGUGGGAUCGGUUCGACGACCAUGUUGCUUGCGACUGCGUUUGCGGGCGCUGAUGGCGAGGAGAAGUCAGACUUUGAGUUCGUGAUCCAGGACAGGCCGUUCGUUGUUGCGAUGGGUGAAAAGGCUUGGCGCGACAAGUGUCCUGAAUUGUUGGAUUCAGGUGCGGUGCGAUUCCAAGUACACGACUUCUUCACACCCCAACCGAUAACGAACGCUGCCGUGUUCUUUCUGCGGGUUGUGCUUCAUGACUGGCCAGACGCUUUCGCUCAGCGGAUUCUGCUCCGGCUUAGAGAGGCAGCCACACCCGAUACGAAGCUCGUGUUGGGUGAUUUCGUGCUGCCCCUCGCUUGUGUGGACGAUUUCAACGUAGCGGAUGGUAGGGACGUCGAAGGCGCAGAGAACCUGACGAUGAUGGCUCCUGCGCCCCUUCUUGCGAACCUGGGCAAAGCCAGUGCGAAUGGGUAUUGGAUGGACUUGACGAUGCAAGUGAUGUUCAACGGCAAGGAGCGGACUCUGAGGGAGAUAGUAGCCCUAGCGCUAUCGGCCGGCUGGCAAGUUGUGCGCGUGAAUCGGCCACCUGGAUGGCUCUUCGGUCACAUCGUGGCUGUGCCAGUCGCUGUCCCGAUACCUGCGCAACGCCGGGCUCGUGCUGGGAGCGGCUCGGCGUUCUUCGACUCCAAACCCAGAGACGAGAAACAGAGCGAUCCUCCGCUCGAGAUCCUCGCAGAGAGGGCCGGCAGUCGAUGCGGCACGCCGACGUUCGGGUCACGCCUGGACUUGCCGUUCUCCUCAGUGGCCGACGCCCGUGCGAAACUCGGAUCGCGUCGGCCAUGGGGUGCUCGCAGUCCCCCGCCGUCUAUUCCACUGCGUGGAGCGGCAAUCCCAGGAAAACUGAUGAAGAAACGUCCAAGCCCACUGACUGCUGCGGCGCCGACGGCAGCCUCUUCGCCGUCACCUUCGAGCACGCCCCAGCCUGGACAUGAUCCUCGUGCCACGAUACUUAACUCGCCGGUGACUCGCAAGAUUCCGAGCUCGUCCAAGAAUCAGAAAAACCAAUUGUUGGCGCCCCAGUCCCCAAUAUCACCACGAUUUACGAUCAGCCGCCGUUCUUCCCUUGCCAGCCUCGCUCAGCAGCAUUCUCCUUCGCCUCCUCCCCCGGUCCCGCCGUUAUUAGUUCCGCCUACUCCGCUUCGGUCCUCCAAUGUGGCCAGCACCGCGACCCCUCCCCGACCGCCCAAAUCGGCGCUCAGGCACAUGCCGUCAUCACCAGUCCUCAAACAAAAGAUCCAACAGCAGCAACCCAGCCCGCCAUCGCCCGUCCCGUCGUCUCGCCUACCGUCGCUGACCCGGAGAGCGUCGCACGCUCAGCUUUCGCCGCGAUCCGAACAGCCCCGGAGUCCUCUUCUGCUGGGACGUUCGCUAGGCGGUGCAAUUGACUUUGGGGCCAUCGGGAGAAAGCUGGGAUAUCUGAACCGUGGUCGGGAGACGGACGCGGAAAGUAGCAGUGUCGAUAGCGAUGGCCGGAACCCUCCGACAUCGUUGCUUGCGGAGGCAGCUACGAUCGAGGGCGCUGUCGGUGCACGUAUACCCUCCCCGUACUCUUAGAAUAUGUUGUGCAGAUUACUCUAACUUACUUACGCUCUCGAUCAAAUGUCGGCAUCGGCCGACUUCUGUACUUGUCUUCGCUCUCCAACCCCUGCCUCAUGGUGAUGGCCCGAACAUGCAAAGACCAGCAGGCACUUGCCUUCCAUUCACCGAGUCUGUGCUCACUCCGUCUCGACAAUGGAGUCCAAACCACACUACCACCCGCUCUUCGAUGACCCCACAUGCGACACCAUCCUCCGCGCACGGGAAGGCACCCUCUUUCGCGUCCCGGGAUUCGUCCUGCGGCGCACAACAGGGCAUUUCGCAGCCACGCUACAGCCGCCAGUUGCUCGGCACGCUGCGCUCCACGACGAGUUCAUCGCACUCGACGUCUCGGCCGGCCUCCUAGCAUGUAUGCUCGCCCUGCUCUGCGGCCUGCCGCCGCCGCUCAAAACCGAGGACACCACCGACGACGGCAAGGGCAUCAGGAGCAUGGACGACGCACAGACGCUGACGGAUCUCCUUGACCUCGCACGCCUGUGGUCUGCCCCAGGCGUGAUAGCGCGUCUGCGGCCCUUCGCGUCGGCCUCGCGGUGCCUGCGCGCGCAGCCGCUUCUUCUGUACGCUCUCGCGGUGUGCGCAGGGUGGGAGUGCGAGGCGGCCGAGGCGGCGAGGCACACGCUUGCGCUGGAUCUGUACAGCGACACAUUUAGUCACGCUCCGGGCCGAAACGAGAACGGAGAGGUCUUGAAGCGCUUGCCGGCCUCUGCGCUGUUGCGGCUGUUGCAUCUGCACCGCCGGCGGCGGGAUGUGCUUGAUCGGCUGAUCAGUGGGGAUGCGGAGGGCGAUGGUGGGGUGAAGCGGGGGGAUGUGUGUGGUCGGUGUAAAGGGUGUGGGACGCAAGCAGACAAUUACCUGUGGAAGGAAUAUCGGACGAGGAUAUUCAUGGAGAUGGACAAGCGCCCACUUGGGGACACCAUCGUCGGCUUCGCAGUGGAAGAAUGGCGCGAGGCGCUUGCGUGUUGGAGCGCAAAGUGUUCAGCACUCAAUUGCGGGCGUCUUCUGUAUGAACGGGACGUGAUUCUCCCCCAGAUCCAGGCGUGCAUCGACCAAUUACCAUUUACCUUGUAAAACUGCGCCAUCAGGUUCUGGUCUCUCGCUCUGCCUAAUGCUACUCGUUGCAUAAGAUCCAACGUUUGAACCCUCUCUUACUUCCGUUGUUUCCUUCU
Messenger RNA from Mycena citricolor, 4545 nucleotides. Lineage: Eukaryota; Fungi; Basidiomycota; Agaricomycetes; Agaricales; Mycenaceae. The record is from the annotation of a GenBank genome assembly.